AUGGAUCUCUUGCGUUGUUACCCACAUUGUCACCCGACCCGCUGGAUCUCUUUCACACUGUCACCCACGGAUCUCUUUCCACACUCUCAGCCGCGGGAUCUCUUUUCACACUGUCACCCACGGAUAUCUUCCACACUGUCACCCGCUGGAUCUCUUUCACACCACCUGGGGAUCUUUUUCACACCUCACCCGCGGGAUCUCUCACCCACCAGCGGGAUCUUUUUCACACCGUCUGCGGGAUCUCACACCGUCUCGGGAUCUUUUUCACACCGUCACCAGCGGGAUCUUUUUCACACUGUCACCCGCGGGAUCUUUUUCACACACCGUCUCCCGCUGGAUCUUUUUUCACUGUCACCCGUCUUUUCACUGUCUCCUUUUCACACCGUCACCCGCGGGAUCUCUUCACCCUCAGCCGGGGAUCUCUUUUCACACCGUCACUGUCACCCGUCACCCGCUGGAUCUCUUUCACACUUUCCGGCGGGAUAUUUUUCACACUGUCACCCGCGGGAUCUUUUUUCACACCGUCACCCGCGGGAUCUCUUUCACACCGUCUCCCGUCUUUCACACCGUCACCCGCGGAUCUCUCUGUCACCCGCUGGAUCUCUUUCACACUCUCAGCCGCGGGAUCUUUUCACACUGUCACCCACGGGAUCUCUUUUCACACUGUCACCCGCUUCUCUUUCACCACCGUCUCCCCGCGGAUCUUUUUCACACCGUCACCCGGGAUUUUUUCACACCGUCACCCGGGAUCUUUUCACACUGUCACCGCGGGAUCUUUUCACACUGUCACACCCCACACCCAUUGAUAUCUUCCACACUGUCACCCGCUGGAUCUCUUUCACACUUCUCCACGGAUCUUUUUCUCCACCAUGGAUCGCUUUCACACUGGGAUCUUUUCACACUGUCACCCACUGGAUCUCUUUCCCCUGUCACCCGCUGGAUCUUUUCAUCCGCUGUCACCCGUCACCAGGGGAUCUUUUUCACCCACUGAUCUCUUUCACACCACCCGGGAUCUCUUCCACUCACCCGAUGUCUCCCACACCCACGGAUCUCUUUCACUGUCAGCCGCGGAUCUCUUUUUCACUGUCACCCACGGAUCUCUUCCACACCCGCUGGAUCUCUUUCACACUGUCACCCGCGGGAUCUUUUUCACACUGUCACCCGAUGGGAUCUCUUUCACCCGUCACACCACGGGAUCUCUUUUUCACACUGUCACCCCCACGAGAUCUGGAUCUUUUUCACACUGUCACCCACCGCUGGAUCUCUUUCACACUCACCCACUGGAUCUCUUUCCACUCAUGGAUCUCUUUCACCCACUGUCACCCGAUGGAUCUCUUUCACACUCUCCCACUGUCACCCGGAUCUCUUUCACACUCUCACCCGAUGGAUCUGGAUCUCUUUUCACACUCACCCACGGAUCACCCAGCCGCGGAUCUGGAUCACCGUCACCCACGGGAUCUCUUCCACACUGUCACCCACUGGAUCUCUUUCACACUCUCAGCCGCGGGAUCUCUUUCACACUGUCACCCACGGGAUCUCUUUCACACUGUCACCCACCGCGGGGAUCUCUUUUCACACCCUGAUCUCUUUCACACUUCCACACUCACCCACGGGAUCUCUUUCCACACUGUCUCCCGCGGGAUCUUUUUCACACUGUCACCCGCGGGAUCUUUUUCACACUGUCACCCGCUGGAUCUCUUUCUCUUUCACACCGUCACCACGGGAUAUCUUCUGUCACCCGCGGGAUCUUUUUCACCAGCGGAUCUCUUUUCACACUGUCUCCCGCGGGAUCUUUUUCACACUGUCACCCGAUGGAUCGCUUUCACACUCUCACACAUCAUCUUUUCACACCGUCACCCGUCUUUCACACUUCACCCGCGGGAUCUCACCCACUUCACACCGUCACCCGCUGGAUCUUUUCACACACUGUCACCCACGGGAUCUUUUUUCACCCACUGGAUCUUUUUUCACACAUCUUUUCCGCGGACUGUCACCCACCAGGAUCUUUUCACACCGUCAGCUUUUUCACACGUCACCCGCCCUUUCACACUCUCACCCGAUGGAUCUUUUUCACACUGUCACCCGCGGAUCUCUUUCACACACCCGCGGGAUCUCACACCGUCACCCGCGGGAUCUCUUUUCACACUGUCACCCGCUGGAUCUCUUUCACACUCUCAGCCGCGGGAUCUCUUUCACACUGUCACCCACGGGAUAUCUUCCACACUGUCACCCGCUGGAUCUCUUUCACACUGUCUCCCGCGGGAUCUUUUUCACACUCUCACCCGCGGGAUCUUUUUCACACUGUCACCCGCGGGAUCUCUUUCACUCUUUCACACCGUCAGGAUCUCUUUCACACCGUCACCCGGAUCUCUUUUCACACUGUCACCCGCGGGAUCUUUUUCACACUGUCACCCGCGGGAUCUCUUUCACACUGUCUCCCGCGGGAUCUUUUUCACACUCACCCACACCCACUGGAUCUUUUUCACACUGUCACCCACACCGUCUCCCGCGGGAUCUUUUUCACACCGUGUCACCACCGUCACCCGCGGGAUCUCUUUCACACUGGAUCUUUUUCACACUGUCACCCGUGGAUCUCUUUCACACUCAGCCGCGGGAUCAUUUGUUCACACAGCCGGGAUCUCUUUCACAUUGCGGGAUCUUUUUCACCCAUUCAGUUCUUUUUUUCGUCACCCGCGGGAUUUACACGUCACCCGCAGGAUCUCUUUCACACCGUCACCCGAUAAACUAAAAAGUCACCCGUUAUCGUUAUUUCAUCUCUUUUCACACAAUGCUCACACUGUCACCCGCUGA
Acanthosepion pharaonis is the source of this 2811-nucleotide messenger RNA. The record is from the annotation of a GenBank genome assembly. Lineage: Eukaryota; Metazoa; Mollusca; Cephalopoda; Sepiida; Sepiidae.